Messenger RNA from Macrosiphum euphorbiae (potato aphid), 882 nucleotides. NCBI's taxonomy places the organism in Eukaryota, Metazoa, Arthropoda, Insecta, Hemiptera, Aphididae. The record is from the annotation of a GenBank genome assembly.
AUGUUAGUGACAAGUUUAUAUGAUGACAUUGAUUUUAAAAGUCAUUUCAGACUCACGAGAAAUUCAGUUGAGUCUCACAAUAUAAAAGCAGGAAGACCUGGGAUUGAUUUUCAGAAAGCUACUCUAAUGACUAUUUGGUACUUAAGUAACACUGAGACAUUUCGUCAAGUUGGUGAUCGUUUCGGAGGAAGUUCAGAAACAAAAACUGUACAAGAUUUUAAAAACUUACGAAUUAAUUAUGUACCAAAUACUAUUGGAUGUAUUGACGGCUGCCAUAUACGCAUGCAUUCAGCAAAAGCUAAAAGGAGUGACUACACCAACCGCAAAAUGUUCCAGUCAAUUGUUCUACUGGCUGUUUGUAAUGCUCAUUUAGAAUUUAUCUACAUAUUUUCUGGGUGGCCCGGGAGUUCGCAUGAUGCUAGAGUUUUUAAAAAUUCUUUAUUAGGAGAAACUUUAAUAAACAAUUAUCAAGAAAUGAUUUCUAAAAAUCUUCAUAUUCUUGGUGAUUCUGCGUUUCCAUUACUCGAGAACCUUUUAGUACCAUACAAGGCUACCCACAUAUUGUCAGAUAGAGAAAAAUUAUUCAAUAAAAGAUUAAGUUCAACUAGAGUGGUUAUUGAACAAGCUUUUGGAUUGUUACUAGGGCGUUUUCGAAGACUCAAGUCACUAGAAUCAAAGUCAGUUGAAUUAAUGAGUCUUAUUGUGACUGGUGCUUGUAUUUUACAUAAUUUGGCUCUUAAGAACAAUGACUUAUUUGAGAUUGAAGAUAUUGACCAAGACUUUGACAUUCAAACUGAUGAAUUUCAUCAAAAUCUAGAUGUUCCAAUAGCAGUCACACAAAGAAAUGGUAUAGACAAAAGAAAUGAAUUGUCUCUUAGGUAA